Habropoda laboriosa is the source of this 3274-nucleotide messenger RNA. RefSeq names its product chaoptin-like. The record is from RefSeq and is a predicted model, not a curated record. The transcript has 6 exons. The annotation marks the transcript as partial. Lineage: Eukaryota; Metazoa; Arthropoda; Insecta; Hymenoptera; Apidae. Gene Ontology annotation, molecular function: protein binding.
UAAUCAUUUAACAUCACUGGAUGGCGAUUGGGGGUACACAAAGGAUACGCUAACAAACGCUUUUUUCGGAGACAAUUCGAUAAUCGAGAUACCAAAGAUAUUUUCUACAUUCGAAUCUCUAGUUUGGUUGAAUCUCGACAACAAUAAUAUCGAAGAAUUUUCAGAAGAUAGUUUACCUCGAAACAUGCACACUUUGAGUUUAAACAGUAACCUUCUGAAAUCUUUUCCGUCUUCUUUGAAAGCAUUAAAAGAUCUUACGUGGCUAUAUUUGCGGGGUAACAACUUUAAGAACCUUGAACUGCCCGAUUUUCAAAGUUCAAACCUAGAAUUGGUUGAUGUCAGCGAAAAUUGCAUAGAGUGGAUUCGUACACCGAGCUUAACUAAUCGAACUUUAAGAAUUAAAGAUUUCAAUUUGGAUAGCAAUAAGUUAACUUUAUUGCCUGCUGGAAUGUUUGAUCGUCUGGAAAUUAAGAGGAUCCAUUUGUCCACGAAUUCUGUAAAAAAUAUUGACGAUAACGCUUUUCGAGGAUUGGAAGACAUUUUAGAGUAUCUGAAUUUGGAGAACAACGACCUUCCAAGUGUUCCUAAUGCAGUCAGUCGACUGAGAAACUUGUCGUACCUGUAUCUUGCCAAUAACGACAUAAGGAAUAUAUCUGGAGACGCGUUUCACGAGUUCGCGGAGGAUCUACGAGCACUUUCGCUAGCCACGAACAGCUUGGAUGCGGUUCCCGUUGCGGCUCUGUCCAGGUGCCAGAGGCUAUUGCACCUUAACCUCGGUUAUAACAAAAUCUUCCACAUUCAGUCGGGUGAUUUCGAGUGGGCAGAGGACCUUGAGAUUUUGUUACUUAGGAACAAUGCCUUGACGAAACUGAAGGGGGAGACGUUCAAAGGGGCAAGCAAGCUGAAGGAGCUCAGUUUAUCUUUCAACCACCUAACUGAACUUGAUGACGAUUGUUUCAUUGGCAUCGAGGAGAGCCUCGAUAUUCUGGAGCUCAGUUUCGCGUUUGCGACCGAUGUGUUUCCGCAACGGGCGCUUAGACCUCUUUCGAAUUUGCUUUGGCUGGUUUUGGACAACAAUAACUUUCAAACAAUAGAAACGACUGCCUUUUAUUCUUUCCAGCAGCUACGCUACAUUAACUUGGAAUCAAAUCGACUUCACUACCUGCCGGAACGAAUAUUCCUAUCCAGUGUCCAUCCUGAACUGAGAGAUGUUAAGCUCGGUUACAAUUUUCUUGAAGCCAUUCCAGAUUUCAGUUUUCACAAUUUAACUGAAUUAAGAAGUUUAGAUUUGACUGGAAAUAGGAUAAAGGUUCUGAAUUCCGAUUCUAUUAUGGACUGUACAAAGUUAGUGACGAUAUCGCUGGCUUACAAUAGAAUAAUUAAAAUGGAAAAAAAUGCAUUUUACGGCUUGCCCAAUUUACGUUUCCUUCAUUUGGAGUUUAAUAAAUUAACUACGCUAGAUCUGGAUUCUAUUUCUGAAAUCGGUGGUCCAGACUUUGCUCUUAAUGUGUCUUAUAAUGCGAUUUCACUCAUAAAUGCUGGAGGCUUGAUGAAUAAUUUAACUAGAUUGGACUUGAGCUUUAACAAUAUUAGCCACCUGCCUGCUGACACGUUUUAUGGUACACCUGAUUUGAGAAGUUUGGGUCUACAGAACAAUUACAUCGCUGUUCUCGAAGCAGGUACUUUUACAUUAAAACACCUGGAAACGCUAAACCUACGAGACAAUAAGAUAGAAAGCUUACGAAAACAAUCAUUUCACGGCUUGGAAUCGCUACAACAGCUAGAUCUAAGUGGAAAUCAUAUCAUUCAAUUAUCCACCGAGCAGUUUCACAAUUUGAGGAAUCUGCGAAUUUUGAAUUUAUCAAGCAACAAGAUAAGAUCCCUACCCCGAGAUGUUUUCGAAGGAACAAAACUAGAAAUACUCGAUCUGAGCAGCAACAAAUUUACUGUGGUACCGUCGCCAUCUUUUCUUGAGGUCGGUUACACACUGAGAGACCUUAAUUUGGCGAAUAAUUUUGUGGAUCAUCUGGAUUCCACUGCUUUUCCAACUUCGCAACUGGUCUCUUUGAAUUUGGCACAUAAUAGACUGACAAUCCUGCCAGAUAAUUCGUUCGUCUCUUUGGGGAAACUUCUAAGUCUCAACGUAUCUGAGAAUGUUUUACAGGCAAACUUUAAGGAACUUUUUCAUUAUUUGCCUGGUUUGAGGCAGUUGUUUUUGGCUAGUUGUGGCCUUAAAGACAUACCUCUACUGCCAUUGACGAAUUUAAAUGUCUUGGAUUUGUCUUUCAAUCAUAUAGAUUCGACAUCUGAUAAGCAGUUCCAGUACUUGAGAGAUUUGAAAAUUCUGUUAUUAGUAAACAACUCCUUACCUUCCAUGCCAAACGUGAAGCUAAGCUUGUUAAGGGAGCUUGAUGUGUCAGGAAAUCCAAUACAGGAACUGACAAAGGAGAGUUUUUCGGGUUAUCCAAGAUUAGAAAAAUUGAACUUAAGAAAUCUGAAUAGCACCAAGUCAGUAGAUAAAGACUGUCUUCGCGUGUUGAAGUAUUUGAAACACCUUCGAAUUCAAACGUGGCCGGAAGCAGAUGGCUUUCAUCUUCGACAUCUGUUAACUGGAUUACCGUUGAGAACCGUGGAGAUUCAAGUUACGGAACAUUUAUUAAAACAUCAGAUACAAAAUGCUUUUACGAAACAGUUAAGAGAGUUAACGAUAUCUGGAAGCGACCUCGAAGUGAUUUCUUCGGAAGCAUUUUCUACUAUCGAAGGUGGCGAAUUGAUAUUGAGAAUAAAAGAUACUCGAGUUCAUAGGCUGCAGUCGGAUAUGUUUCUAUCUUUAACGAAGAGACUUUCUCAAUUAACAUUGGAUUUGAGGAAUAAUCAUAUUAAUGAACUCAGUCCUUCAGUUAUUUAUGGAAAUCUUUCAUGGGAAAGCGUUGGGACCAAUAUGGUAGCUGGUGGGCUGCAAGUAUCAGGAAACCCUCUAGAGUGUGAUUGUGAAAUUGCUUGGCUCAGCUUAUGGUUGCGACGAUGGCUUCGAGAAUCCCGGCAGAUCCAUACAGCUUCUCAGUCGGAUGCUAGACAGUUAAGAACACUAGCAGGAAGAGCUGUUUGCACCGAAACUACUCCAUCUUAUUCGUCUGACAAAAUUCUGUUGACAUUAGGAACCCCACAUACCGCUUGUCAAGCCUCUGCUCUCAGUUCGGGUAAUUACGAGAGACUAGCUACCACCUGGUUGGCUGUAGUGGACAUUAUCCUUCUAGUAAUAGUGGCCUACUGA